UAUGAGACAUUUCCCAUUAUUUUUAGUUAUCCCGCAUAUGAACGAGCUUUGAAACAUUAAACUGUACUUCAAGUACAACCAAUAUAAACGAAAAUGGACGGUGAUGGGGUAAAGGAUAAUACUUCCAAAACAAGCGAAAAUCCUAACAAUAAAUUUGAGGAACCAUUAGGACUAACUACAAAUAUUGCACUUGAAACAUUGCAACGUGAUAUCAAAAGAGUUCUACAGGAAUAUGAAGAAGAUUGCAGGAGAAACAAAAAAUAUAAAGCUUGGCUAAAGGAUACUUUACAUCAUCGUAGUCAGUACACAACACUUUGUUGGACUUCAGCAAUUGCACUUUUAAUCAAUAGCAUUAUCCUUGUUAGUGCAUCCUUCACAACCAACGAUACAUGGUACCCUACACUGCCUUAUGAAGGACUGACUGUCUGUUUUUUAGUAGUGAUAAAUUUUAUUUUAGUCGUAUCAGAUAAUAAAUUACGACACAAAGAAAUUCCUUAUAGAGUACGAAUUCUUCUUGACCAAUUAGAAGUGGCAAAGAAUAUUUGCCAAUGGGAUCCAGAAAAUUAUCCACAUUUAUGCAGUCCAUUGUCCCCUUGUUUAACACUGCAAUGGACUUAUCGCAAUGGCCAUAUAGUUAAUUUGCCUUGGGCAUUGUUGGUUGCUGGAGAUAUUAUUGUGAUGAAACCUGGACAACAAGCUCCUGGAUACUGUAUCCCUUAUAAUGAUGGCGAUGGACCAAUAUUACACGCAAGAGAAGUGUACUGCCCACAGGUUCAUAGUGCCAAUGAAAUUUUUUCCACUCCUCAAGCACGAAUACCGCUAAAGAAUAAAAUCUACAAGCUUCAAGAAACCCCAUACUUGAUGAAUCUUAGAAUGGCUCUGGAUCAAGCCCUCGAUAGACCAGUCACGUAUCACAAUCGCAAACGGCACCUCUUAAUGAUUUGCUGCAUCGAACAAUUAGCUUAUCCAAUUCUUCUAAUAAUUGUGCUAGUAGUUAAUUUAUUUCGAUACUUGUAUCUUUGGGAAUACUUUGGUAUAGGUUACUGGAACGAAAUGUUCUUGCUACAACCAAUUGCCAUCAGCAUUCCUUUGCUUCCAUUAGUAUUUCCUACUUGUUGGAUCUUCUUGAAUUGUUUUGGUAUGGCCCGGUUCAAGGCUUUAUUUAAACUUUAUCAAUCUUCAAAGAAGCUGCAGUUUGUGGAUCCUUUUGAGGAUGCAGACAUUUCUGGACCAAGUCAUCCAGAAGUGGUGUACAAUUGGAUGGAAUUGAAAGAGUAUUUUUUCAAGAUUCUCUUUGGUAAAGAGCAUAUGAUGUCGAGGUCUGCGAGUAUUCUACACGUUCUAGGAUCAGUCACGGCACUGUGUUGUGUGGAUAAAAAAGGAAUUCUCUCGUGGCCUAACCCAACAGCCGAAAAAGUAUUUUUUCUACGGAACGCCAAUACCUUGUCUCCGUCUUCGAGCACCGGUAGUUUAGACAGAAGUUCCGAGCCUCAGUGCCAAACUCAAACCGAGGAUUCCAAACAAGACUCGAAUAAAACGUCAUACGUACAGCAUGACAUGUCUCAUUCAACGGCCGAGGUUCUGGACCUGACUCACGAUCAUGCUUUGCCAUUUCGUCUGCAAUUCGACGACCAUUCUUGGAGGCAACAUUUGAACUCGUUAAAGCCCUUAGGUUUAGCAAUUCUAUUGAACACGUGUAACAUGGACACGCAAGAGCAUUACAUGCAAUUUUGUUGUCAUGUCACAUGUGAGGCUCAGUAUAACGAAAAUCUUGUGCCAGUCACCAACAGACGCUACCAGGAUCACAGUAUAGAAGAUAAGAGUGGGUAUCGAGCAAAAGAUACAAUGCAAAGUUCAAGACAGAUGUAUUUAGACGACGAAUCGGGGAGCCUUGGACAAAUGUGGUGCUUGUGUGAGUUAGCGAAACAGAUAGGUUUCCAAGAUCAAGCGCAGCACAUAUUCCAUUUGGAGCAACAAUUGUCUACGUUCAGACAUGUGCAGCCAGAAAUGGUUCGACGAGACAUCAAAUUUGCACGGUCUCUGAGCAUCGCGACCAAAUUAAAGUUUCCAUUUCCACACAUGGUCGCCGUGGUGGUCAGAGAACGAACCGGUGGCGGUUUGCAAUUACUUACACAGGGUACAGCGGAUAUAAUUUUAGAUUCUUGUAUCGAAUUUUGGGACGGUCACGAUCUCUGCCCGCUUUCAGCUUCAGACAGGAAAAAGGUGCAGGAUUUUUAUCAGAGGACUAGCUUAACUUCGUAUUGCACCGCGUUUGCUUAUAGACCUCUGACACGAGGCAUCGGAGAUAAAAUGUCGAAAAUAUACAUCGAACUUCCUGCAGACAGCAAACACUUGUACGCACCACAUAGAAGUCCUACGCCGUUACCAUGGGACUUUAGAAAUGUUCUUGAUCCCAGAGUGAAAGGCAUACUGGGACAGUUUCAUUCGACUGAUUCCCUCUUAUGCAAUGAAAACAAGGACGACAGCGUGAACGACGUAGAAAGUUGUUUCGAAAUUCAAUGCAAUCAAGUAUUCAUCGGAAUGGUGACUAUGCAAUACCAAGCGCAAACAGACAUGGUGCAACUCAUCGAGCAACUGGACAGAGCAUGCAUACGCUUCGUCCACUUCAGCAAGGAGAACGAAUUAAGGUCACGCGUGUUCUCGGAGAAAAUGGGACUCGAAAGCGGAUGGAAUUGUCACAUAUCGUUGCUCAGUGAAAGAGCUAGGUCCGAGAGUCCAGUGGGAUGGUGGGUGAGCCAGGCAGCAGCCAUGUCCUCACCCACUCCCUCGGCCCAAUCUCAUCAGCAUAAUUACUCCUGCAUGGAUGAGGCCAGCCACUUGCUUAAUCGUGUCUCUCCUCGCACGAACCUGGACAACAGCCGUGCGAUGAGUAUGUCAGCCCCAAGUGCCAUAAACACGGACUUCUCCACCGUGAAAUUCGACGACGAGACUACAGAAUGGAACGACACAGGGGCGUCACAAGUGAAAAGUGCCAUGAGCCACAGUCUAAGUCAACUAGUACAGAGGAUCACGAAAGGAUCAUCGCACUUCUCGGAGGACACAGUGAGAAGCGAAGACAGUGUUCUGGUGCAAAGUGUGGAUUUGGGGUCUGGUCAAGAAGCGUGGAGAUCUUUGAGCUGCCUUACAGACAGCACGGAACAGAGUGCUCCUGUGAACUUUGAUUUAUCGAAUAGAGCAAAACUACCUCGAGGUAUCGAUAAGAUUCGUCCACACAUAGAACUGAUAGACAACGUGCCUCUUUUGGUGUCCUUAUUCACGGACUGCAACACAGCUGUUACAAGAGAAAUGUUGCACAUCAUGCAGGAUUAUGGAGAAGUUGUUUGUGUACUUGGCUCUUCAGCUAAUGCAGAAAACAUGCCGAUCUUCAUGCAAGCCGAUGCGGGGGUGGCGGUGGAACCUUUGUAUCCUCAAGUUUGCCAGAGGGUUCCGGUGCUGCUGUCGACGAGGGACAAUCAGGGACCCUCUCCGGUGGAUUUGAGCAGGGCGUUGAACUCUAUUGCUUGCUCGUUGAGUGUGAAGAGGGAGGAUCCCAUCGCCAUCUUUCAUUUGAUCAUGGAGGCCCGCCAUUACAUGACAUAUCUAUGGAACUGCGUGCAAUUUUGGCUGUGUUGCACAGUGACUCUGUCCAUCACUCAAGCUCUCUCCACCUUCCUCUUACUACCACCCCUAUUUUCCGUCGAUCAAGUCUUAUGGCUCAGUUGUUUAAUCAUUCCAAUGUUAUCCAUAUCACUGAUCGCCGCACCUAUGGAUUCUACCAUAAUGCAACGUGCAACCGGUAAAAAUCAGUGCACCAUAAAUGGACAGAUCGCGUUGUUCGUGCUGUGGUGUUACGGUAGUAAAUUCUUACCGACCAUCGUAACCAUAGUUUUAUCGCAGUGUAUUUCCUUUUUUACUCUGUGCCCUUUGUACACGACGACCUCGAAGUGCCUGUAUGUGUACCCCAACGUGAGCGGGGAAGUUUCAUGGGGUGGUUGGGGCGCUAAACCAAACGUUAUCUUGACGAUACAACAUUUUGCUCUGACGCUAUUGGUUUUAAAUUUAGUAACAAUAUCUAUAGGCUUUGUACAUAGAGAGUAUUCAAUUUGGAAGAAACAACCUUUUAACAAUUUCGUGUGGUUUUUAAGUGCAUUUAUAGCAUUAUGCGCACAAGCAGCAUUCUCAGGGACUGUGUUCUACACAUUUUGGAAAGAAGAGGGUCAGAACAUCGAAGAGUUUCCUCUGCAUAUUCCUUUAUUUUUCUUACUUUCGUUGCCGUUGAUCUUCACGAUCAACGAGUUGAUCAAGUGGCAGGAAAUUAAAGUGAACGUGAGGUAUCAAAAGAGGGCACGGCUAGAAUUUGGUACAAAACUAGGAAUGAAUUCGCCGUUCUAAAGACUUUCGAUGUUGAACGGAAAAUCAGGAGCGUGUUGAUAAAAAGAG
Messenger RNA from Megachile rotundata (alfalfa leafcutting bee), 4440 nucleotides. RefSeq names its product transmembrane protein 94-like protein l(2)k05819. Gene Ontology annotation, molecular function: nucleotide binding. The record is from RefSeq and is a predicted model, not a curated record. Lineage: Eukaryota; Metazoa; Arthropoda; Insecta; Hymenoptera; Megachilidae.